Messenger RNA from Anneissia japonica, 5263 nucleotides. Its product is annotated as protein FORGETTER 1-like. NCBI's taxonomy places the organism in Eukaryota, Metazoa, Echinodermata, Crinoidea, Comatulida, Comatulidae. Gene Ontology annotation, cellular component: nucleus. Gene Ontology annotation, molecular function: histone binding; chromatin DNA binding. The transcript has 30 exons. Bases 234 to 3953 code for a protein of 1239 amino acids. The record is from RefSeq and is a predicted model, not a curated record. Gene Ontology annotation, biological process: regulation of DNA-templated transcription; DNA repair.
GGCGCCUUAAGCGCGCGAACUGUCAUCCAACGCUGGAUUGUGUUUUGCCUCGACUUGUCUCGUCAACAAUCAGAGUUGUUUUGAACACUAAAAUAAACUAGGCCGAAGAAUCCCACAAUGAUUUAAUACGUGCAGGAAAAUAGUACGCAGGAAUAGAUGAAUGAAUAAUAAAAAGCAGACCUGUUUUCAUCAACACUGAUUAUUUUCUAAAAAGUAUUGAGUGGGUUGAAACAAUGGAGCCAGGAAUAACACAUGAAAUGAUACCUGCGAUGAUGACACCUGGGAAGAUGACACCUGGGAUGAUGACACCUGGGAAGAUGACACCUGGGAUGAUGACACCUGGGAAGAUUCCUGGCAUGGCGACACCGGGCAUUAUGACACCUGGAAUGAUGGUUCCUUACAUGGUGACACCAGGGAUGUUGACACCUGGAUCACCGACACCUGGACUUGCACCUGGUAUCCAGCCUGAUAUUUCAAUUGCUAAUAUUGAUGAUCCUGAAAGAACGGCAACAGGAGAGGAAUCUACAAGCAAGGAAGUGUUCGCUGUAUACAAAUCCCCACCAAUCUUACCAGGAGCCAAACCACACCCGGGGGAUAUUGUGGAGGCAGCUUCUUUGGCAGAUUUGCCAUCACCUUCUCCAACAUAUAAUCUACAAGAUUCUUUACCCAGUGAAAUAAUAACAUCAGGAAAACUGAGUAAUCUCCAGUUAGAGGGAAUUCUAUAUGCUUGUCAGAAACACCAGACUAUUCUACCAUCGGGCUAUAGAGCCGGUUUCUUUAUUGGAGAUGCUGCCGGUGUGGGUAAAGGCAGACAGAUUGCUGGAAUUAUCUUGGACAAUUAUAUUCGAGGUCGCACAAAGCACAUCUGGUUUAGUAUAUCAUCUGAUUUGAAAGUUGAUGCACAAAGGGAUCUUAGUGAUUUAGGGUGCUAUCUGAAAGUUAUCGAGGGAUGUAAACAACUUGAUAAAGAAACAAGGGUAUUUGGUUUGCCAGCGGAUUUUAAGGAAGGUGUGAUAUUCAGCACCUAUGCAACGUUAGUUUCUUCCGUCCAAAAAGGAGGUGCAAUAAGUAGUAGUAAACAGUCUCGUUUGGAUCAGCUGAUUAAGUGGUGUGGUAACGAUUCAUUUGAUGGAUGCUUGAUAUUUGACGAAUGCCAUAAAGCUAAGCAUUUUGUCCCAGGAAAAGAAAAGAAUUCUACCAAAGUAGCAUUAGCAGUAGCGUCUAUACAAAGAUUGCUACCUAAGGCACGUGUUGUGUACUGUAGUGCAACAGGUGUCAGUGAUGUAAAGAACAUGGCUUUCAUGGAGCGACUUGGGCUGUGGGGUGAUGGAGCUGCAUUCAAGACCUUCGGACAGUUCAUUGAUGCUAUAAAUAGACGAGGCCUUGGUAUUGCUGAGUUGCUGGCUAUGGAAAUGAAGAGUUCUGGAAGGUACCUCUCAAGAGGGCUGAGCUUUAAACAAGCUGAAUUCUGUAUGGUUGAAAGUGUUCUCAGCGAAGACCAAGUGAAGAUGUACAACACAGCUGUUCAUGUCUGGAAUGAACUGAGAAGAUCGCUGCAAUCUGCACUGGACAGAACCAACACUGGCAACCCCAAAAUCUGGUCACUCUACUGGUCAGCGCAUCAACGGUUCUUCAAGCAAAUUUGCAUGGGUGUCAAAGUACCUACAAUCCUGAAAGAAGCCAACAAGGCAUUGGAUGACGGAUGCUGCGUUGUCAUUGGACUUCAAACAACUGGAGAGGCAAGUUUAGAGAGUGAACUCCAAAGAAAAGAUUCACAGCUUGUAGGAUUUGUGUCAACAGCCAAAGAGAUUUUUUUAAACUUUGUUCGUGAAUAUUUUCCAACAAAAAUCAAUUUAUCGACACCUCAGAAAUGUGAAGUGAAGGUUGAUGAGUGGAGCAAGACUGCUCAGGAUCUGCUUCUCAGCUUUGCAGACAAGAUAGGUUUGCCCACCAGUUCCUUAGAUGAGAUCAUUGACAAAUUAGGAGGUCCUGGUAAAGUAGCGGAAAUGACAGGAAGAAAAGGUCGCAUGGUUAGCACAGCAGAUGGAGUUAAAUAUGUGCCCAGGUCUGGAGAUGGAAGUCAGCUUGAUAGUCUCAAUGUUCAGGAGCGGAAUAGUUUCAUGAACGGAAGAAAAUUGGUAGCAAUCAUAUCAGAUGCUGCUAGUACAGGAAUAUCCUUGCAUGCUGACAAAAGGGUUUCAAAUCAACGUCGGAGAGUUCAUAUCACAAUGGAGCUGCCUUGGUCCGCAGACAAAGCAGUACAACAAAUGGGGCGUUCACAUAGAGCCAACCAGAGCAGUGGUCCUUUGUAUAAACUGGUCACAACAAACCUUGGAGGUGAGAGGAGAUUUGCAGCAGCUGUUGCAAAGCGGUUAGAGUCCCUUGGGGCACUCACAAAAGGUGAUCGAAGGGCAGCGACUGGAGCUGACCUCAGCAAGUUUAACUUCGAUACACAAUACGGACGUGCUGGAUUGCGAAAUAUGUACUUCGCAAUCAGUAAUAAUCACAUUGCAGGAGGUGUCUCCUUGGAUAAGCUUACAUCGCAAAAAUUGAAAUUCUCAGAAUUUAAUGCACAGAUGAUGGAAAGUCUUGAACUGAUGGCUUUGACUGACACCUCAUCUCUGACUACCAAAGUGUUUGACAGAGACACAAGUGAUGUUGGGAAGUUUCUAAACAGAAUCCUCGGCUUAGCUGUUGAUAGGCAGAACCUGAUAUUCAGCUACUUUACAGAGUGUUUGCAAGCUGUAAUAUCUGCAGCUAAGAAGGAAGGGAGGUAUAAUGAAGGUCUUGUUGAUAUCAUAGCUCCAUCCAUUCAGAUAGUAGGGGAGCCUAAAGUGGUUUUCACCGCUGCACAAUCUAGCAUCAAAACAACGCAUGUUAUACUAAAGGUUGAUCGUGGAUUGAGUUGGGAAAAAGCAUUGGAACGCUUUGGAAAUCAUAGUGGAAAGCAUGACGGAUUCUACUGCUCCCGUCGCAAGAAUCAUCACGGCCAGUUUAUGUACUUAUUAGCAACACAGAAACUCAAUUCCACACAUCUGUUUAAGAUUGCAAGACCUAAUACUGGAGUUUCGGGAUUUGAUGAAGAAAAGGCUGAACUGUUUUCAAAAUAUUACAAGGUUUCCACAAACACUGCACAAACUGGCUGGCAACAGUUAUAUGAAAGUGCAAAGGAUCAUUGUGUGCAUGGGCCUCGCUGCAAACAUGGUGAUUCUUGCAUGGUUGGUUCACGUUGUUACAGAAUGGAUUUAUUAUGUGGUGGCAUAUUGACACUGAUGUCAACAUUAGAGAACACAGUUGCUACACAUGCGGACAGACUGCAGCUAAGUAAAGCGCAGUGUAAUCUACGUGUAGUACGUGUCCAGCUUGAUAAUGGAAAGAAGCUUGUAGGAUUGCGAUACCCAGCACAGUUAGUGGAUGUUGCACAAACUGCCAUCUCUGAACAAAAGCAAUUUGAACAGUUACAACUGAUGUGUAAUAGCGAACAGACUUGCAGUGUAGUACCAAAGGCAGUCAAAACAGCACCAUUAAUUUCUAUAGAGGAACCCAUAUCUGCUGUUGAUAAGAAGUGUUUGAACAAAGCAAUGACUCCACCUCUGACUAUCAAAAACUUCUUCAAGCCUGUUGCUGAAACACCAAAGAAAAAUGGUACAUUAAGGGAAGUAAACGAGCUGAAAACACAAUGCAAAGACACGGUGAUGCUUGAUGCUAAAUGUGUACUUAAUUUGUGUAGUCCAUCCAGUGUUGAGAAGCAGAUGAAUAAACGUUCUUUACCUGUUGAAACAGGAAUAAAAAUGCAGCCGACGAAGAAAACAAAGCAAAUGAGUCUGAAGGGAACGUUGACAAAACAAACUGAGAAAAAGAUAACAUGUCCAAUUUGUGCCAAAAGUUUUGAAGUGACAACAAGCAAUGUUGAUAUCAAUAAACACAUUGAUAGUUGUCUACAAGGAGCUUAAUACAGCUGUUGUUAAUAAUAACUACCAUCUUUUAUUUUAUUCAGAUAGGGUCAUCUUAUGUAAGACAACUUAUUACCUAUCGUAAGGCUAUACUAUUUUUAUACCUUGUUUUGCGAACCGGCUCUCCAUUGAAAAUUAUGAUUUUGAAUAAAAUAUGGUGCACCCACCACUGUGACACAAUGGAAAUAUCUGGGGAAAAAAGUUUUUUUAAUUUAUUUUUAUUUUGCCCAUCACCACCUUGGAAUCUCCCUAAAUAUAAAAUUUAUAUUUCUUCAAUUCAAUUCAUUUGAUUUUGUUGGUCCAACUUAUUUUUGCCUUGCUUUUUACUUGCAGAUUACUUUAAAUAUGUUAAAAAAGGAUACAAUAUACACAUUGUACAGAUAAGAUGAAAAAUGGGUUAAAACAGACAGUUAAAAUUGCACAAAGUACAGUAUAAAAUUUGGAAGUAAAACAUCACAAGCAUUGAAAUUUCAAAUAGAAAUAAGAAUACAGUAAUACUAAAAUAAUUAAUUUUAUAAAUUUAAACAUUUAUAAAUCCGUACUACACUGCUUACAUUGUAGCUUCGCAUUGUUUUUAGAUCAUGGAAUAGGAUACCAAGCUAAAGCAAAAGAGUGCCCUUGGUAAUUUUUUUUACCUUGCACACUCAUUUUUUAUUUGUUAAUUAAAUUCUAUUUUCUUUACUUAAAUGCUUUUUGCAAAAGCUUUUGCUAGUAACAAAACAAAAUUGUAUAUCAUUUUUUUUCCACACUACUUUGACUAUCUUUAAAAAUUUAAUUUUGCCUAAACAAUUUAUGAAGAAAGUUUAGCUGAAGCCGUCAAAUAAUUGCCUUUCUUGAUGAAUAACCACCACACCAAAUACAAUAUCUUGAUAAGUGCUGCUCCUAAAUAUGUACCUUGGUGAGGUCUUUUUUGAAAACCCAAAACUUAAUAAGCCAGUUUGAAGGUCAAUUGAUAUAAACAAACAUACAACACAACGUAGGUUUAUGUUGAUUGACUUUGGAUAUGGGAAUGCGCAUUUCGAACUGCAAAUUGGCAUUGAAAAUACAUAUUUUUCAGCAUUCCUUGAGGUUAUCAGUUAUCUGAUUUCUCACAGAAUGACUAAAGUUGGAAACAGUAGCGUAUCUAGGGGGUACAUGGGUGAGGGGCACACGGCUCCCAUGAAUACUUGCACACUACUCCCCCCCCCCGUUGCACGCCCCCAAAUAAUCACUCUCAAGUAGUUAAAAAUCACCUGAAAUCACCAUAUUUUGCGAGCUAGUUCCCCCUCACCUAAUCAUCGAGCCCUCCACUUAACCUUUGCGGUCCUAUC